AUGUCCCUCUCACGAUCACCCUCACCCCGACCGGGCGGAGGGUGGUCCAGCCCGGGGCUAACACCAAGCGGGACCUCCACACCGCGCGGCUUUUCCCCAUCGCCCUCCUCACUAGCGCCAAGCGAAAUCUCUUGGGCAGCGGCGAAGGCGAAAUCGGAGGAGGUGCGCGGGUAUCCCUCCUUCUCGACACGCAACAGCGGCUUCUUCUCGCGGCAGAAGCGCCGGAUCUCGGCACGGCUACCUAGCAUGGCGCGCCAGUGGUCCUGGCGCACGAUCCUGGAGGAUGCUGAUGCGGCGAAAGAGGAUGCGGGUCUUGGUAGGGCUUAUGCUGGCGUGCAUUGGAUAUUUCUUCUUCUGGCCUUGGGAUCUGAGACUUACCGAGAACAAACAGUCAUCGUCCACCUAUACCGACGAUCACCGCUGGGCGGCGGUCGCAAGUUUGUCAUAAUCCUCGGGUCAAACGUGGAAGGCGGCGUGAUGGAAUGGAAGGGAGCACGCGAGUGGGCGAUCGAGCGCAAUAGCAUCUGGAAUAAGGAGCUCUACGCCCACGAAUGGGGCUAUGAGCUGGAGGUGGCCAACUUGCUCGCCAAGAAGCGGUAUUCGCACGAGUGGCGCGAGAGCUGGGAAAAGGGCGACGUGAUCCGCGAGGUGAUGCAAAAGUAUCCCCACGCGGAAUGGUUCUGGUGGCUGGACCUCAACACCUGGGUGAUGGAGUACGGCACCUCAUUACAAUCGCAUAUAUUUAGCCAUCUGGAGGACAAGGUAUACCGGGAUAUCAAUGUGAACAACCCUCUUAACAUCACACACCCCCUGCCGGAGUUUUGGCUCGACGAGGUGGGCCGCUCGGCGGAAGGGGACGGCCGUCCAGAAUCAAUCAAUAUGCUUCUCACCCAGGACUGCAGCGGGUUCAAUCUGGGGUCCUUCUUCUUGCGUCGGUCCCUUUGGACGGAUCGCCUCCUGGACGCUUGGUGGGACCCCGUGAUGUAUGAGCAGAUGCAUAUGAACUGGGAGCACAAAGAGCAGAACGCACUGGAGUGGAUCUACCAGAGCCAGCCAUGGAUUCGCAGUAGCGUUGCCUUCUUGCCACAGCGCAGCAUCAAUUCGUUCCCUCCUGGGGCCUGCGGCGAGGAGGAAAACCCGGCGAUCCACUAUCAGGAGAAAGACCGAGACUUUCUCGUGAACAUGGCUGGGUGCAUGUAUGGUCGAGACUGCUGGUCCGAAAUGCACCAUUAUCGCGCGGUCAGCAAUAAGCACAACAAGACAUGGAAGGAGUGGUGCGAACAAACUUAUAGCGGGAUACAUGACUGGUUCUUCAAACCUGAGGAUGUCCAGGAGCAAGAAUAA
Molecule: messenger RNA, 1344 nt
Organism: Penicillium chermesinum
Lineage: Eukaryota; Fungi; Ascomycota; Eurotiomycetes; Eurotiales; Aspergillaceae
Product: putative alpha-1,6-mannosyltransferase subunit
Exons: 3
Coding region: 1-1344 (447 amino acids)
Biological process (GO): protein N-linked glycosylation
Cellular component (GO): Golgi membrane
Molecular function (GO): glycosyltransferase activity
Source: RefSeq, a predicted model, not a curated record